Messenger RNA from Diversispora eburnea, 1404 nucleotides. The record is from the annotation of a GenBank genome assembly. NCBI's taxonomy places the organism in Eukaryota, Fungi, Glomeromycota, Glomeromycetes, Diversisporales, Diversisporaceae.
AUGGCACCACAAUUUCCACCAGAUAUUCUUUCUGUUAUAUUCGAACAUUUUAAAGAUGAAUAUGCUGCGUUAUUCAAUUUUCUUCAAGUGAAUAAAUUCUGGUGUGAAGCUGUUGUUCCCAUUUUAUGGAGAAAUCCAUUAAAAAAUCAAUAUGAAAAUGGAAAAAAUCAAAUACCCAUUAUGGUGAAGGGUAGUCACAGUUUAAUGUUUUGUGUUAGGAAAGAAUCAAUUUGUUUACUCAGGACUUUAUUAACUUGUCUUCCAAAUGAAUCAAAAAACCUUUUAUCUCAAAAUGGUUAUGAAUUAAGUAAUGAAAUCCUUCGACAACCAAUUUUUGAUUAUGCAAAUUAUUGUCGAUGUAUUUGUACAUCAGACGUUUCAAUGCUCAUUUGGAGUGGAAUAAAUAAAAGAUAUAUAAGUCAUCCCUCAUUUAAUUUUAGAUGUAGUUCAUAUAUUUCACCAACAAUUUUUUAUGGAUUAGCUCAAAUUUGUCGCAAUAUCGAAGAUCUCACUGUAGAAUUUUGUGAUAGAGAUCAUGAUGGUGUAAAUUCCUUAAUCCGAGUUCAAAAAGAAAUGAAAUAUUUUGAAUGCAAACUUAUUAAUGGCGGUGAAGAACAAUGUUGUCAAUUACUUGGCAAUGCUUUGAAAUCACAGGCACAUUCUUUAUUAAAACUUGAUCUGGGAAAACAAAGUUGUAUACCAUUAAUAGUCAUUCCAGAUUUCACCUACUUAUGUUAUCUUAGAUUUGGACUUUCAUCUGAAAUCUCUGAAGAAACUGCUGAAUAUUUGAAAAAGGCUAAAUUACCAAAUCUUGUAACUCUCAUAAUAGAUGGAGAUCCGGUUCGAUCGGAUAUACUUGAAUCAUUAAUCAUUGGUACUAAUGGAAACUUUCAAAAACUUCAUAUGAGCGGAUGGUGUCCAGAUGGUAUAGAUGAUCCGGGAUACAUCUUACCAGUUUUAAGUGGAUAUUGUCCAAAACUCAAAAUUCUCACGAUUUGGAUUGAUGAAGAUGAUUAUGAAGAAUUAGAAGUUUUGUUAAAUAUAUGUCAAGAAUUGGAAUGUAUAUAUUUGCGAUGUGCUAACAUGUACACGGAUGAGCCUGAACUCUUUAAUAUUCUAAAACGUGUUGAAAUGCCUAAUUUAAGCAAGUUAAAACUUGAAGAUUGUUGGUUAGUUGAUCAAGCUUAUGCUUUCGAAGAAUUUUUAAGAUGCAGGAAGAAUAGGGAGGAUGUGAAACCAAUUUCUUUAGAAGUAGUUGGAUAUAUUAAUUCAGAAAUGUAUUUGGAUGUUUUGUCAUUGUAUCGAUGGUAUGGGGUGUUAAAAGAGACUAAAGUUUUAGUAUAUGGAGAAGAUUCCGCUCCGGAUGACAUUCUUCCACCUUGGAAGGUUGCUGCAAAGUUUUGA